AUGCCCCAACAUGUAUUAUCAUGUGUACAUCCUAUCAUUGAUGAUGAGAUGAAUGCCGCCCUAAGCCAAGAAUUUGAUGAGAAAGAAGUGGAGGAAGCUCUACACCAAAUGGCACCACUUAAAGCUCCUGGGCCCAAUGGAAUGCCACCCCUUUUUUACCAGCAUUUUUGGGACACAGUAAGGGAGGAUGUCACUUCCUCCAUCCUGGCAUGGUUGAAUUCGGGUACUCUACCAUCCCCCCUCAACCACACGUUUAUCACUCUCAUACCAAAAAUAAAUAAGCCUGAAUAUGCUCAUCAAUUCCGCCCUAUUAGUCUUUGUAAUGUACUUUACAAAGUAUAUUCCAAAGUAUUGGCCAACCGUUUGAAAAAAUUAUUACCAUCUAUUAUCACUGAACACCAAUCAGCUUUUACAAAAGAUAGAUUAAUUUCUGAUAAUAUCCUUGUUGCAUUUGAGACCCUUCAUAGUUUGCAAAAUUUUAAGUCUAGUACUCAUGGUUUUAUGGCUAUUAAAUUGGAUAUGAGUAAGGCUUACGAUCGGGUUGAUUGGAAUUUCUUGGAAAAACUGAUGAGACAAAUGGGUUUUAAUGAAAGGUGGAUCCAAUUGAUAAUGGGGUGUGUUAAAACUGUUUCAUAUUCGGUGUUGGUCAAUGGAGAGCCUUGUGGUAUGAUCCAGCCUACUCGUGGGAUAAGACAAGGCGAUCCUCUAUCACCUUUUCUUUUCUUGCUUUGUACUGAAGGCCUAAAUGGGCUAAUCAAGAAAGCGGAAAAUAAUGGAGAAAUACACGGUUUUUCACUGUGUAGGAGAGGGCCCAAACUAACCCAUCUGCUUUUUGCAGAUGAUAGUCUUCUUUUUUGCAGGGCAACCAUAGAAGAAUGUGAAAAGGUGUUGGAGGUCUUGAAUAUGUAUGAGGAGGCAUCGGGGCAAAAAGUCAAUAAAAACAAAACUGCAUUAUUCUUUAGCAAAUGCACUCCAAGUGAUGUGAGGCAUGAAAUAAAGGUGGCUUUUGGUGUUCUGAAGAUCAUGCAAUAUGAGAGGUAUUUGGGUCUACCUUCCUUUGUGGGUAAAAGGAAAAAAGCAAGCUUCAACUACAUCAAAGAAAAAAUAUGGAGGAAGUUACAAGGUUGGGAAGGUAAAUUGCUCUCGCAAGCAGGUAGGGAGGUGCUACUAAAAUCAAUCAUACAAGCUAUCCCCACCUACACAAUGGGUUGUUUUAAAUUACCCAUUGGCUUGUGUCAUGAAAUUGAAGCCCUAAUUAAAAAAUUUUGGUGGGGGCAACGUGGUGAUCGUAGAAAGAUUCAUUGGAUUAAGUGGGAGGAAAUGACAAAAUCCAAAUCAGUGGGUGGAAUGGGCUUCCGGGAUUUAACCAUGUACAAUGACUCACUACUAGCAAAGCAAGCAUGGCGACUUUUGCACAAUAAAAUAUCUCCUUUCUACAAGGUUUUCAAGGCUCGAUUUUUCCCAAAUACUACAAUCAUGGAAGCUGUUGACUCAAGAAUGGGUUCGUAUGCAUGGAAGAGUAUUCUUAGAGGAAGGUAUAUUAUUCAAAGGGGAGCUAGAUGGAGGGUUGGAAAUGGGGAGAAAAUCAACAUAUGGCAGCAAAGGUGGCUGCCAAGGAAACAUCCUCCAUAUCUACCUAUUUGCCCCAUACAGGACUUUGAAAACUCCUCGGUGUCUUGCUUGAUUGAUCAAUCCAUGCGGCAAUGGAGGGCAGACUUGGUGGAUGGGCUAUUCAAUGAAGAAGAUGCUGAGCUAGUUAAGUCAGUUCCACUGAGCCAUGUUGAAGCAGAGGACGUCCUGUUCUGGCCGUACACAAAGAAUGGGGUUUAUACAUGCAAAUCCGGCUACCGUUUCCUCAAGGAAGAAGCUGAAAGGGAAGUCACAAACCAGGUUCCACCUCUUCGAGAUAAACAUAUAUGGAAAGCAAUUUGGUCGAUGCAAGUUCCACAGAAGGUUAAAAUGUUUAUAUGGAGGGCCUGUCGAAAUGCAAUGCCGACAAAACACGCGUUGAUGAGACGCACUAUCACUGGAGAUUCCAUAUGUGAACGCUGCCAAACCGAUGUCGAAGACCCUCUUCAUGCAUUAUGGACUUGCACCAAGCUUGAUGUCGUCGGGGCUGACCACGCAGAGUGGGAUUUCAGAAACUCCAUCGGUUUUCUGGACUUCAAAGACCUGGCUCGGGUACAAGAAUUUGCCACUAAUCUUCAGCAGGUAGCAGUUGCUGCAAAAUCCAGUUUGGAUGAUUUUCACAGGUCAAUACAGAGGCGGGACUCUCAGAGGCGACGGGCUGCUCAUACAGCCCAAAACCACUGGCGUCCUCCUCCAAGGGAAGUGGUUAAAGUAAAUUUUGAUGGGGCGACUUGUUCACAGGAGAAAACGUCUGGAGUUGGAGUGGUGGCUCGAGAUGUUAAUGGUUUGGUUCUAGCUUCAUGUGCGAAGAAAAUACAUCAGUCUUUUAAGGCAGUGGAGAUUGAGGCUAUGGCAGCUGCUACGGCCCUAACAUUUGCAAAAGAUCUCGGCUUUCAGCGCAUUAUACUGGAAGGAGACUCACUGGAAGUAAUACAAGCUCUAUUGGAAAAAACAGAGACAUUAACACCUGCGGGUUUACUGCUUGAGGAUGUCAGAAGUUUGUCCCAAAAUCUUGAUUUAUUGCUAUAUUCUCAUACAAAAAGAGAUGGCAAUGUUGUAGCUCAUAGUCUGGCAAAAUAUGCUCUACGCAUACCAGAUUUUUUAGCUUGGAUGGAGGAUGUUCCAUCACACAUUCAAUCUAUUGUACAAGCUGAUUUGGCUCUUUUACAUUAA
Messenger RNA from Quercus robur (English oak), 2802 nucleotides. RefSeq lists its product as uncharacterized. The record is from RefSeq and is a predicted model, not a curated record. The transcript has 2 exons. NCBI's taxonomy places the organism in Eukaryota, Viridiplantae, Streptophyta, Magnoliopsida, Fagales, Fagaceae. The coding region runs from base 1 to 2802 and encodes 933 amino acids. Gene Ontology annotation, molecular function: nucleic acid binding; RNA-DNA hybrid ribonuclease activity.